UGUUUGCCUGCCUUGCCAAAAACACCUUGGAAAGUCCCCUCUGAUCCCCUAUUAGUGCGCAUAACAAAGAAAAUCCAAUUCCAUCUCAAAAAACGUAGUUAUCCAUUAAACCACAUCGCAAAAGCAAUGGUCUACACCAAUCGUACCGAGAAAUGCAUUUCCCAAGAUAAAGGCUGCGAGAAGCCAAGCUCCAAAUUCCAGAGCUCGAGUUCCCACAGUUAUAGCAGCACAAGUGGCAGCAGCAGCAGCAGCAGCACCAGUGUAUCAAAAUACGCCAAUAACAAUCCCUGGUCAAAGAGUGCCUCGGAUGCGGACAAAUGGAAGUACAACAACAUGGUGCGUGACAACCGUGAUCACUUCAACAGCAUGCAUUUCUGUUAGUGAGACUAUGCUGAUGCACGCCUUACAUCCACCAAAAUUACAUUUACAUUUAGUUCGUUAACACUUAGAUUUUCUAAUAGUUUAGUUUUAGUUUGUGAUGUUAACUACCCCAUGUCCAUCCAACUUCCACCUCCCCCCCUUUACGGUUUAGUAUUAUUUGAGAAAAUUUUGUUUGUUUUCAAAAUUAUUCUUGUAGUUUUGUUUUUUCAAUGUUAUGGUUUUACAAUAAAAAAAAGGUGUUAAAAUGAAAAA
Molecule: messenger RNA, 633 nt
Organism: Stomoxys calcitrans (stable fly)
Lineage: Eukaryota; Metazoa; Arthropoda; Insecta; Diptera; Muscidae
Exons: 1
Coding region: 127-381 (84 amino acids)
Source: RefSeq, a predicted model, not a curated record